AUGGCUCGGAACAGGCAGGGCCUCACCCUGCACCAUGUUUUGCAGCAGAACCAACCUCAUCCUGCACCAUAUUCUGUAGCAGAGCCUUAUGCUGCACUGUGUUCUGUAGCAGAGCCUCAUGUUGCACCAUGUUCUGUAGCAGAGCCUCAUCCUGCACCAUGUUCUGUAGCAGAGCCUCAUCCUGCACCAUGUUCUGUAGCAGAGCCUCAUGUUGCACCAUGUUCUGUAGCAGAGCCUUAUGCUGCACUGUGUUCUGUAGCAGAGCCUUAUGCUGCACUGUGUUCUGUAGCAGAGCCUCAUGUUGCACCAUGUUCUGUAGCAGAGCCUCAUCCUGCACCAUGUUCUGCAGCAGAGCCUCAUCCUGCACCACGUUCUGUAGCAGAGCCUUAUGAUGUAUUGUGUUCUGUAGCAGAGCCUCAUCCUGCACCAUGUUCUGUAGCAGAGCCUCAUGUUGCACCAUGUUCUGUAGCAGAGCCUUAUACUGCACUGUGUUCUGUAGCAGAGCCUCAUCUUGCACCACAUUCUGCAGCAGAGCCUCAUCUUGCACCACAUUCUGAAGCAGAGCCUCAUCUUGCACCACAUUCUGCAGCAGAGCCUCAUCUUGCACCACAUUCUGAAGCAGAGCCUCAUGUUGCACCACAUUCUGAAACAGAGCCUCAUCUUGCACCACAUUCUGCAGCAGGGCCUCAUCUUGCACCACAUUCUGAAGCAGAGCCUCAUCUUGCACCACAUUCUGCAGCAGGGCCCCAUCUUGCACCACAUUCUGAAGCAGGGCCUCAUCUUGCACCACAUUCUGAAGCAGAGCCUCAUCUUGCACCACAUUCUGAAACAGAGCCUCAUCUUGCACCUCAUUCUGAAGCAGAGCCUCAUCUUGCACCACAUUCUGAAGCAGAGCCUCAUCUUGCACCACAUUCUGAAACAGAGCCUCAUCUUGCACCUCAUUCUGAAGCAGAGCCUCAUCUUGCACCACAUUCUGCAGCAGAGCCUCAUCUUGCACCACAUUCUGAAGCACAGCUUUCCAAAAAACAUCUUUUUUUACGUUAUUUAUGUUUUUUUUUUUUAUCUGUUUGGAAAUUGUACAGAGAUGAAACCAAAGUAAUUUUAGUCCUCCAGCCAGAUAUGAGGAGGAUGAAGUGAUUAUUGUGUGAGGGUGACAGAGGCACCGAAUGAGUUUUCUGCUUUUAUUUUCUAUUUUAUGUGAAGACUAUUCUAAAGUUUCUGAAUACUAUAAAGAAUGCCAAGAUAUUCUGCUAUACUAUUUAAAGUACAUUUUUCAAUAAAAAGCUUAAUUUUAACAUAA
This is a messenger RNA of Rana temporaria (common frog), 1300 nucleotides long. RefSeq names its product vegetative cell wall protein gp1-like. The record is from RefSeq and is a predicted model, not a curated record. Lineage: Eukaryota; Metazoa; Chordata; Amphibia; Anura; Ranidae. The transcript is spliced from 3 exons. The coding region runs from base 1 to 1137 and encodes 378 amino acids.